AUGAGGAAUAAAAAAUGUGAGGGCAACCGGUAUCAAGAAUAUGAAAAACUUAAGGCUAAGGUGGAAGCUUUAAGGGAAAGUGAAAGGCAUCUAAUGGGAGAACAACUUGAUUCCUUAAACCUUAAAGAUCUCCAGCAGCUAGAAAAUCAACUGGACAAUUCUCUGAAGCAUAUUCGGCUAAGGAAGAAUCAAAUCAUGCUUGACAGUAUUGCAGAGCAUGAGAGAAAGGAAAAGGCACUGCAGGAGAAAAACAAGAACCUAGAGAAGCAGAUCAUGGAGACGCAGAAGCCAAAGGCUCUCAUCCAACAAGAUCAUUGGGAACAAGCUCAGACAAGCACCCCCUCCCCACCAGCCUCCUUAAUGCCUGAUGCUAACCCUAGCUUAAAUAUUGGAUAUUAUGAAGGGAGGGCAACCAUGGAAGAAGGUGGGGAGACUCAGGUUAGGAUCAAUAACAGCAUGUUGCCACCAUGGAUGCUUAGCCAUUUGAAUGGGUAG
This is a messenger RNA of Zingiber officinale, 495 nucleotides long. RefSeq names its product MADS-box transcription factor 14-like. The record is from RefSeq and is a predicted model, not a curated record. Gene Ontology annotation, molecular function: DNA-binding transcription factor activity. Gene Ontology annotation, biological process: regulation of DNA-templated transcription. NCBI's taxonomy places the organism in Eukaryota, Viridiplantae, Streptophyta, Magnoliopsida, Zingiberales, Zingiberaceae. Gene Ontology annotation, cellular component: nucleus. The coding region runs from base 1 to 495 and encodes 164 amino acids. The transcript has 7 exons.